UCCUCUGGGUUCCAGAACGUUGACGCACACAUUUCGCCUCAUAUUCCUCCUGACACGAAACGCAGCUCCGCGGAUCAGGCGUCGCGUCACUAACUCAAAAGGUGCUCAAGGUUCCCGCUCAGAACAUCGGUCCAGGGGGGGGCACUACCGUAGGUUAACCGUUGGUGCUCACUAUGCCUUUUUGAAGGGGUACCAUUGUGACUGGCUUAAAGAGUAAGUUACAAGAUAUAUUCUUUUUUUUCUGGAUUUCUAUACGUGAAGUGAGGAAGAUGUUUUCGUCCGCGGGUAAACGCUGUUUUACGAUAGAAUCCUUGGUGGCCAAAGAAAACCCUCUAACCACGGAAGAUCCCAUCCGACCGACGGCUUUGACUUAUUCCAACCCCACUGACGCUUUCAUGAACGGGUACCAGAGUCCCACCGGCAGGUCUCUGUAUCAGAACCCGGAGCUGGUGUUCCCUGAGUCAGUCAACCACCCAGGGCUGACCAUGAACCCCCACCAGCUAGGAGGGGGCCACCUACAACACCCUGCACACUUCUUUGGGACGCAACACCGAGACCCUCUUAACUUCUACCCAUGGGUUUUACGGAACAGGUUCUUCGGACACAGAUUUCAAGGAAAUGAUGUUUCCCAAGAUAGCAUGCUCCUUCACGGCCCGUUCGCCCGGAAACCCAAGCGGAUCCGCACCGCCUUCUCCCCGUCGCAGCUCCUGCGGCUUGAACGGGCGUUCGAGAAGAAUCAUUACGUGGUAGGAGCGGAGAGGAAACAGCUGGCCAACAGUCUGAGUCUGUCUGAAACACAGGUGAAGGUGUGGUUCCAGAACAGGAGGACCAAAUACAAGAGACAGAAGCUGGAGGAGGAGGGGCCUGACUGUCAUCAGAAGAAGAAAGGAAACCACCACAUCAACAGAUGGAGGCUUGCCACCAAGCAGGGCAGCUCAGAGGACAUUGAUGUCACCUCUGAGGACUGAGAAUACCCCCCCCCCCACUCCCCCCUUAUGUCCCCUUUCUCCUCCUCCCCUGGCCCCCUACUCCCAUGGACUCCUACACCCUUCUACCCUCCUACUCCCCUGGCCCCCUACCCCACAUUCCCAUGGCCUCCUACACCCUUCUAUCCUCCUACUCCCCUGGCCCCCUACUCCCAUGGCCUGCUACACCCUUCUAUCCUCCUACUCCCCUGGCCCCCUACUCCCCCACAUUCCCAUGGCCUCCUACACCCUGCUACCCUCCUACUCCCCUGGCCCCCUACUCCCCCACAUUCCCUGGCCUCCUACACCCUUCUAUCCUCCUACUCCCCUGCCCCCUCCCCCACAUUCCCUGGCCUGCUACACCCUUCUAUCCUCCUACUCCCCUGGCCCCCUACUCCCAUGGACUCCUACACCCUUCUACCCUCCUACUCCCCUGGCCCCCUACUCCCCUCACAUUCCCUGGCCUCCUACACCCUCAUACCCUUCUACUCCCCUGGCCCCCUACCCCCCCACAUUCCCUGGCCUCCUACACCCUCAUACCCUUCUACUCCCCAUACCCUGUGUCCCCUUUCUGAGGACCAAAGUCAAGACCCUAUUUAUUAUGUCAAGUUAUGAAGUAUAAUGACAUGUUACAAGAAGAAAAAUAUCCCCCCCUCCCUAAAGGACUAAAAGUAUUUGAUAAGUUUCUUCAACAACAGCAAGAGAGGAGUGUUUUGAGUCCAUGGUCGGUGAUGCAGAGAAAAAACAGAUUUUAUGACACUUGACUUGUAUCGGUGGUGUUCCAUCUUGCAUCAUAUACGGCUUCUCCUAUCUCAUAAUGUCUCAUCUAUUUAAUGAUCUUUGGUGCAUGACUUUACAACAGCCGGAGCCAAGAAAGGUUUUUGUUUGUGUUUUUAUUUUGACAUAAUGUAAGGAUAUUAUUACAUGAUAGGUCAUUCACACUAAAGGCUGCUUCUGUUCUGCAUUUUGAGGAAACAUAUACAAACAUAUACAAUUCUAAGAUAAUUUUUCUUCAGUUUCAUAACCGGGCCACGGUUCAGUUGUUGAACGUUGCAGAUAGAAAUGCCAUGAACAGAACCGACGUGUUUGUUCUACAGAGCAUAUUUCUACGUGAACGUUCCUGCUGAACUCGCCUCUUUGUUCUACAGAGCAUAUUUCUACGUGAACGUUCCUGCUGAACUCGUCUCUGGUGUGCGUACAACACAGGUAUCCACACGUUCACUACUCACUGUCGGUGGACUGCAGUAUGGAUGAGGAUUAAAGUCAUCAGGACUCAAUGCUGGCUGGGGUAGAAUAGGAUCAAUCUAACGGGAGACUCUUGUCAUUACUGGAAUGUUUACCGACAGACAAUUUAAAUAUCAAACAUAUAAAAAUGUAACAAUAAUAUGUAACAAUAAAUAAAGAUGUUUUAGAAACGAGAAC
This is a messenger RNA of Oncorhynchus gorbuscha (pink salmon), 2387 nucleotides long. RefSeq names its product empty spiracles homeobox 1 (gene emx1). Gene Ontology annotation, biological process: brain development; central nervous system development; regulation of DNA-templated transcription. Bases 270 to 968 code for a protein of 232 amino acids. Gene Ontology annotation, molecular function: DNA binding; DNA-binding transcription factor activity, RNA polymerase II-specific. Lineage: Eukaryota; Metazoa; Chordata; Actinopteri; Salmoniformes; Salmonidae. The transcript is spliced from 3 exons. The record is from RefSeq and is a predicted model, not a curated record.